CCUGCGCAGUCUCGCAGCUGCCCGAGCCGCAGCUUUCCUGCCCCGCUUCCUUCUCCUCGCCCUCCUGGUGCGUCGGCUCUCUGGGCCGGCGGGAUGGCGGCGCUGGGGGGCCGUCGGGGGUCUCCUCAGUCGCUGCUCCUGCCGCCGCCGCCGCCGCCGCUGCUGUUGCUGUUGCUACUGCUGACCCCGCUCGGGGUCCGAGCCGUGCCCGAGGAAGACGCCGGCAGCCGGAACAAGGAGCCCCCGGCACCUCCUCAACAGCUGCAGCCGCAGCCGGCAGAGGCUCAGGGGCCCGAGGCGGCCCGCGCCGAGAAAGGACCUAUACCAGCUUCCCCAAUUCAUAUCAAUAAUGAGGAUCCUGCUGGCCAGACUAAUUUGGGAUUUAUCCAUGCAUUUGUGGCUGCCAUAUCAGUUAUUAUUGUUUCUGAAUUAGGGGAUAAGACAUUCUUUAUAGCUGCCAUCAUGGCAAUGCGAUAUAACCGUUUGACUGUGCUAGCAGGUGCUAUGCUGGCCCUGGGCCUAAUGACGUGUUUAUCUGUUUUGUUUGGCUAUGCCACCACGGUUAUUCCCAGAGUAUACACAUAUUAUGUGUCAACUGCAUUAUUUGCAAUUUUUGGUAUCAGAAUGCUUAGGGAAGGCUUGAAGAUGAGUCCAGAUGAGGGUCAGGAGGAAUUGGAAGAAGUUCAAGCAGAAAUAAAGAAAAAAGAUGAAGAACUUCAAAGAACCAAACUCUUAAAUGGUCCAGGAGAUAUUGAGACUGGUACAAGCACAACCAUACCUCAGAAAAAGUGGCUGCACUUUAUUUCUCCUAUUUUUGUUCAAGCUCUUACUUUAACAUUCUUAGCAGAAUGGGGUGAUCGCUCUCAACUAACUACAAUUGUUUUGGCAGCAAGAGAGGAUCCUUAUGGUGUGGCAGUAGGUGGAACAGUGGGACAUUGCUUAUGCACUGGACUGGCAGUAAUUGGAGGAAGAAUGAUAGCACAAAAAAUAUCUGUUAGGACUGUUACGAUCAUAGGAGGAAUUGUCUUCUUGGCAUUUGCCUUCUCUGCAUUAUUUAUAAGUCCAGACUAUGGUUUUUAAUAAGAGUCCUCUCCAUUUGUAUUUAGAGUAUAAGAUGGGGUGUUGCCUAUCUUUUUGUACAUAGUGUAUAUAAUAGUGACUAUGAAAAAUGCUGUAUUUUAUUUUAUAGCAUUGAUUUGUGAGUUUAGCCCACUAUAAGAUGGUAGU
This is a messenger RNA of Phascolarctos cinereus (koala), 1227 nucleotides long. RefSeq names its product transmembrane protein 165 (gene TMEM165). The record is from RefSeq and is a predicted model, not a curated record. Gene Ontology annotation, molecular function: calcium ion transmembrane transporter activity; manganese ion transmembrane transporter activity. Gene Ontology annotation, cellular component: Golgi apparatus. Gene Ontology annotation, biological process: manganese ion transmembrane transport; calcium ion transmembrane transport; Golgi calcium ion homeostasis. Lineage: Eukaryota; Metazoa; Chordata; Mammalia; Diprotodontia; Phascolarctidae.